Salvia splendens (bonfire salvia) is the source of this 765-nucleotide messenger RNA. Its product is annotated as polyubiquitin-like. The coding region runs from base 1 to 648 and encodes 215 amino acids. Gene Ontology annotation, molecular function: protein binding. The transcript has 4 exons. The record is from RefSeq and is a predicted model, not a curated record. Lineage: Eukaryota; Viridiplantae; Streptophyta; Magnoliopsida; Lamiales; Lamiaceae.
AUGCAGAUGUUCGUGAAAACCCUAACCGGAAAGACCAUCACUCUUGAUGUCGAGAGCGAUGAUUCAAUCGAAAACAUCAAGGAGAAAAUUCAAGACAAGGAAGGGAUUCCGCCGGAUCAACAGAGGUUGAUCUUUGCGGGAAAACAACUCGAAGAUGGGAAGACACUGGCGGAUUACAAUAUCCAAAAGGAGUCGACUCUGCACCUCGUGCUUCGCCUCCGUGGAGGAAUGCAGAUCUUCGUGAAAACCCUAACCGGGAAGACGAUCACUCUCGACGUCGAGAGCUCCGAUACCAUCGACAGCGUCAAGGAGAAAAUUCAGGACAAGGAAGGAGUUCCGCCGGAUCAGCAGCGGUUGAUCUUUGCCGGAAAGCAGCUCGAUGACGACAAAACCCUAGCUGAUUACAACAUUCAGAAGGAAUCCACUCUGCACCUGGUGCUGAGGCUUCGCGGAGAGGUGGAGAGCGAUGAUACGAUUGAUAAUGUGAAGGAGAAAAUUCAGGAUAAGGAGGGGAUUCCGCCGGAUCAGCAGAGGCUGAUCUUCGCCGGCAAGCAGCUUGAAGAUGGGAAGACACUGGCGGAUUACAAUAUACAGAAGGAGUCGACUCUGCACCUUGUUCUUCGCCUCCGCGGUGGUGAUGCUGUUUGAACUUUUAAUUGAUUGAUGAUCUGUUCAAAAUUUAACUUGCAUAUAGAUAUAUAUGACUUUGAUUAUUGUCUUACUAUUAUAUAGUACUGCUCACUUUAGUAAUUUAGUUUCUUACUA